AUGGCGAAGCUGGAGCUCGACUUCACCAUCGGCUACAGCGCUGGGAUCAGCGCGUGCGAGAAGGGCGUGCAGUGGCAGUGGGCCGUGGCGCUGCUCAGCGAGAUGCGGGAGGCGAAGCUGGAGCUCAGCGUCAUCUUCAGCUUUAGCGCUGGGAUCAGUGCGUGCGAGAAGGGCGAUCAGUGGCAGCGGGCUCUGGCGCUACUCUACGAAACGUGGGAGGCGAAGUUGGAGCCCGACGAGGUGUCAUCUACAGCGCUGGGAUCAGCGCGUGCGAGAGAGGCGAAAAGUAGCAGCGGGCUUUGGCGCUGCACGGCGGGAAGUCGGAGGCGAAGCUUGAGCUCGGCAUCGUUUGCGUCAGUGCGUUUGGGUAUUGCGCAAAGUGGCAGCAGGGCUCUGGUGCUGCUCAGCGAGAUGCAGGAGGCGAAGCUGGAGCCCAACGUCAUCAGCUGCAGCGCUGGAAUUCGUGCUUCCGAAAACCCCGCACAGCGGCGGCGGGCUCUCCCGCAUUCCACAGAGAGAUGCAGAGCUUGA
Molecule: messenger RNA, 531 nt
Organism: Prorocentrum cordatum
Lineage: Eukaryota; Dinophyceae; Prorocentrales; Prorocentraceae
Source: the annotation of a GenBank genome assembly